Uloborus diversus is the source of this 5471-nucleotide messenger RNA. RefSeq names its product rab GTPase-activating protein 1-like. The coding region runs from base 20 to 3256 and encodes 1078 amino acids. Lineage: Eukaryota; Metazoa; Arthropoda; Arachnida; Araneae; Uloboridae. The record is from RefSeq and is a predicted model, not a curated record. The transcript has 24 exons.
GACAUUUUUGCAGUGAACAAUGACUGAAGAUGUAGAAAUUAGCUCAGAGUCUCUCUCCACUAGUGAAGAGUUUGAAAUCCUUUGUGGCGCUGAAUCUGUGUUAGCAAAACCAGAUUUGAAAAAUACUGAGAAAUGUGAUUCUUUAUUCAGACCUGAAUCUAGUCUUUUUAACUCUACUCAAGCCAUUCCUGUUACAAGCCAAAAAUGUGCUGAGAAGGUUGUACGAUGCGAAAAGCAAUUAAAAGGAGAAGUAGUUACGGAUCACCCUCUUGCAUUACUUCUGCCUGAGAGUGGAGAUAAAUCUGAUAACACAACUAUGCCAUCUGCUUCUAAUACUAAAAGUGAAAGUGUCAAAUCACCGGAGUCUGCUAUUGCUGGUGCAAAUAUAGGCUUAACGCCAUCUUUUAGCUCUUUAGAUGAAAUUAGCCUUUCUCAUUCAUCAUCUCUACAGUUUGCAGAAACAGACUGUUCUAUGUUUCCACACAUUACAUAUUUAGGAUGUGCUGUUAUAAAUGCUCCUAGAAGUGAGAAAGAAAUCCAAAGAAACAUGGCCAUUUUAAAUGAGCAAGCUUUGGACCAUGCUAUACAAAUUACUCUUUCUGUUCCUAGUCACUCUGAGGGAUGCGUAACGUUAUUAGAUUCUGAAGGUCCCAAUGAAAUUGCCAGCUUUUUAAUUCACUGCAUUCUUUUUUGCGCAAGGGGUAGACCUGAUACUCCUGAAAAAGAAUGUUUUGCAUUUGCUUGUAGUCAUGGAGAAACAGCUGAGACAUCUAUAUUCCAUUGCCAUAUUUUUAAAUGUGACAGUCCUGAAACAGUUGUGAAACUUUUGCAAUGUUUUGCUGCUGCGUUUCAUCGUGUUCCUAAACUCUCUCAGGGUCGAGCAGGCUCCAUUUCAUCUGAAAGAAAUAUACCUGUUGGCUUAUCUGUAAAAAAUAACCAGCAAGUUUUCAUUUAUGAAACAGUAUUGGAUAUCAAAGAAGAAGAUUCAAAGGGAAAUUUUGUGUCCUGUCCAAGAGAAAAAGAUUACUUUAAGUUACGCUGCAAUUUAGAGAAGAUGAUUUCUGUGACUAUUAAUCAAAUAUCUAGCAAUAAGGAAUUGAAUAUUCAACUUUGUUUCGGCUUGUUAAUUACUCCAGGACGAAACUUGGAUCAUUCUGAAAUGCAUGCUCUAGAAGGUGUUUUGAUGAAUAAAGUUGUUAAUGGAGAUAAAACAUUGUAUCAUAUAUCUGCUAGUUGGAAUCCUGUUGAUCCAAUUUUUGAAAUUUUAAACACACCUACAACUCGAGAUGGCCAAGUAUAUUUAAGUGUUGGCGUGGAUUUGGUGUUUGCUGGUAUUGAUGAGCCUACUAGAUUUGUCAUUGAAACAAAGGCCAAAGUGUUUCCUUCAAAUGAGCGUUUUUGGUAUUUUUCAAAGAGAGCGUUGCAUGAUCAGUUUUAUUUAAGACUCAAAGAGAUUGAAAGUGAGCAAGAGAAAUAUCCAACUUAUGAAGUAGUCAGCUUAGAAAAUUCAGCUCGGAAAAAAUUUCCAUCCAGUAGGUCAUAUCAGGGAAGUGAAUAUUCUACAACCUCACACGACCAAGAUACAGAAUCAGAUAAUGAUGAGCCUCUUCCAAGCGGAACUGGGGAAGUGAGUAAGGAAUGUACAACGGAUGAAUUAGAAGGUUGGGCUGAAGUACUGCAAAGAUGGAGGCAGAAUUUAAUGCAGAGACCUAAGCAACUUUCUCCACUAGUAAAGCGUGGAAUUCCUGAGGCCCUUCGUGGUGAAGUUUGGCAGUUACUUGCUGGUUGUAUUGAUGACAGACAGAUAGUUGAUACAUAUAGAAACUUAAUUUCUCAGGAAUCAACUUGCGGCAGUGCCAUUCAGCGAGACAUUAAUCGUACUUUCCCUGCUCAUGAAUAUUUCAAAGAAAGUGGUGGUAUUGGUCAGGAUUCUUUAUUUAAAAUUUGUAAGGCUUAUUCUGUUUACGAUCCAGAAGUAGGAUAUUGCCAAGGACAGUCUUUUUUAGCUGCUGCAUUACUUUUGCAUAUUCCGGAAGAGCAAGCUUUUAGUAUUCUUGUUAAGAUUAUGUUUGAAUAUGGGCUUAGAGAUCUCUUUAAAAAUAGUUUUGAAGAACUGCACUUGAGAUUAUAUCAGCUGGACAAAUUGAUUGAGGAUCAACUACCUGAACUUCAUGCACAUUUUACAGAUUUAGGAAUUGAAAUGCACAUGUUUGCUUCUCAAUGGUUCUUAACUUUGUAUACUUCAAAAUUUCCAUUAGUGGUAGUUUUUUAUAUCUUGGAUUUGUUUUUAUUAGAUGGCAUAGAGACGUUGUUUCAAGUAGCUUUAGCACUUCUGAUGCUGUCCAAGAAAGAUUUACUUGCAUUAGAUUUUGAAGGCACUCUGAAAUAUUUUCGCGUUACUCUUCCAAAAAAAUAUAGAACUGAAAAAAGUGCCAGGGACUUACUCUCAACUGCCAUAAAUGUUAAGGUCAAAAAGGUAAAGAAAUUUGCCAAAGAUUAUGCAGCUUUUAAGGAACAACAGAAAAAUUAUGAAGAUCCAUUAUCUAAAUUACAGAAAGAAAACAACAUGUACCAGUUAAGAAGUUUUAGAUUAGAACAUGAAAAUGAUGAUUUAGCGAAUGAACUUAUCACUGUCAAGACUCAGUUGGGCGGAGAAUUAAAAAUAGCCUAUGAGAAGUUAGAGACUUACUGUAGAGAAUUAAGUUUAACUAAGAAGUCUUUGGCCGAAAUGGAAGACGAGAAAAGACGUUUGGAAACAGAAGUUAAUCAGUUAAAAGAACUUUGUAGAAGAGAACUACAGCAAGCAGAAAGUGAAAUUUCUCGAAAUAACUCAAUAAUCUCGGAAUAUAAACAGAUUUGUAGUCAAUUGAAUUCACGAUUGGAAAAAGAACAAAAAUUGUUUGAAGACUAUUUGAAUACUGUAAAGAAUGAAGUUGGCGCAUGUGAAAACUGUUCUAAGAAACUUGUUACAUCCAAUAAUAUCAUAAUGAAAUCAAAUGGCAACGUGACAAAUGGAUCCAAUAUUGCUCCUGUAGAUAAUGAUGGGCAAGUUAGGGAGCUUGAGCUUGAGCUAGCUCAAACUAAAUUAGCUUUGGUUGAAGCUGAAUGUAAAAAUCAGGAUUUAAUACAUCAGCUUAAUAGUGCCAUUGCUGAAAUUCAAGCUUCAAAAAAUACUUGGUUGCAUAAAACCUGGUCUUCCCUACGUGAUGUAACAAAGAAGGAAGGACCAGCUCCUGAUAGCAAAGACUCAAGUUAAAGCUUUGCUUUCAACUCCAAGUCGAUGUCAUUCCAAGAACUGUUUUCCAUUCCAAAUUGGCAAUUCCAGGCUCUCUCCUUUGGGGAUAUGCAGAUGACUGAUUUUAAUAUUUCUUAUACUCAGCUGUCAACACAAUUUGCUUAAAAUUUCUCAUUGGCACAGAUACAAGGCUUUAAAAAUAUUCAGAACUUUUCAGGAAAAAAGAGAAUUUUUUUUUCCAGCUUUAUUAUUCAACUUGCAUGUAGUAAUUUUCAGAAAUUUUGUAUACAAUCUCGAAAGUUGAGAUUCAUAAAUAUUCCAAUUAUAGUGUUUUUAGAUUUAUUUUAUUUAUGAACAAAUUUAAUGUAAAUUAUUUUAUAUGCAUUGGUUACCUAUACUAUUCAAACUGCUAUGAGCAAAUCAACUUGUUAUAGUAAGAAUUGAGAAGGGUUUUGUACACUCGUGUUUUUAGUUUCCAAAGAACCCCUUUCACUUAAGCCCAAAGCUCACAACUUGGAGCAUUGGAAAACAGGUUCCUUGUAACCUCCAGAACAUAGUUACGCAAUAUUUUAGCUAAUUUGUUGUCAAUUGUUAGUCAUCCUUGUUUAUUUUUCCACAGAGAGAAAUAUUUCACUUAUUUAAAAAGUGUCUUGUUUUUCAACAAUUUCUGUAAUUUUUAUGAAAUGUAUAACAUGUAAGAAAAUCAAGUUUGAGUUUUUAAAUUAUAAAAUUAAAGUGAACAUUUUUGUUUCUUCUGUAAAGGUGCUCCAUUCAAAAAACUUAAGAAUAAUCUUUAUGAGUGUACACAAAUUUCCAGAUGUUUAGAGUUGACUUUUUAUACUCAUCUGCAUACGGUUUGGGUUUUCAUUACCAGGCUCUUUAUUACAACACAAAGUAUGUGGUAAUAUGUAUUUUUGUAAGUUCACACAAUAUGAGUGCAUAUUAAAAUUCCUGAAAAUUACGAAAUAAUUUUAUCAGGAUUGUUGGAAAGCUGAACAUAUUGCUUUCUGUUAGAAAAAAAGCUGAAGACUUUUGUCAAAUGUUAGAUAAUUUCAAAACACUAAUACCUUCUUUUAGAUGUGCUGUUCCAUUCAUUUUUUUUUUUUAAAUUUUUUACUGCAAUUUUUGCAUAAGUACAUGACAAAUAUAAAAUUAAUUGUAAAUGAUUGAACUCUAUCUGCAUUUUUUAUUUUUCUAGUCGUCACAAUGACUGCAGCAAGGAAAAUGUUCUUAGACAGAACAUAAAUUAUUGUGAUACACCUUUAUGGGUUGCAAACGUCUUUCAUAAAUAAGCAAUAUUGAAAACAUUAUGAUGUGACUUUUCACAGAUUUCUUUUCGAUCAUUAAAAAAAAACUUGUGUGUUUAUUAACUGUUGACAAACCUACUGUUUAUCUGCAUAUUCUUAAUUUUGCUAGUCAUCACAAUGACUGCAGCAAGGGGAAAGUUCCUCUGCAUAGCAUAAUUUUUGUGCAAGACAUUUAUAGAUGAAAACAUCUUUUGCAAAGGAAAAUAUGAUUUAAUUUUUCAAAGCAUUUUUACUGAAUUCUUGUUGAGCGUUUUUAAAAAAAAAAAUUUAGUUUGAUUCUAUGGAACCAGUGCCAUUUAUUAUAUUCGUUUGAUGUUAUUUUUGUGUUUGAAAUAUUUUACUUAAAAUGUGUUACAUUCAUAAGCAUACAUACUACAAUAUACUGUUAAAAAUCAUCAUAAACAUCUUAAAAACACUGCAUUUUCAGUUUUCUUGCAUUUAGGCAUUUCCUAUUGUCUUCAAAAAUAGAAAUAUUUGAAAAGCAUUGCAAUUUCUUUUGUACAUAUAUGUAUAGAAUUUAAUGUAUAUGUUGUAAUGUGUACUUGACACAUACUCAAAUUUUGUAAAUAUUGUGAACAGAAGGGUUUGUGUGCAAGCACUUGUAAAAUUGAUAUUUAUUCAGCACUUUUUAUAAGACAAAUAAUUACAUAACGCAAUCUUCAUUGAUAGUAGACUUAUUCUACUGAAAAAAAAUUUCAAGGUUUAUAUUUCUGCCUUGUAGUGAUGCUAUAAAUAUUUCUAAAAGGUUAAAUACUAUUGAUGUGUAGCAUACAUUUUUGCUUUACUUUGAUUUUGUAGUUAUUCAAUUGUUAAAAUAUGUCUGAUAAAGAGAUCUUAUGUUUUGUCUUAUUUAUACCCUAAAUUAAAUUUAUAGAUAAACUAUAUUUCAUUUUUGUUAUCAAUAAAUUAUUUUGUUUUCAGAAAGUUUA